This is a messenger RNA of Trichoplax adhaerens, 567 nucleotides long. RefSeq lists its product as uncharacterized. Lineage: Eukaryota; Metazoa; Placozoa; Uniplacotomia; Trichoplacea; Trichoplacidae. Gene Ontology annotation, molecular function: protein binding. The coding region runs from base 1 to 567 and encodes 188 amino acids. The record is from RefSeq and is a predicted model, not a curated record. The transcript has 8 exons.
AUGCGCCAUAUUACACUCUUAGUAUUUCCCACUACCUUGGGAGAGGGAGAUUAUAUCGGGAAUAUUACCAGCAGCUUGAUUGAGACCAUUGAACCAGAUGCAUUCUGUGGCUUGCCACGGCUAGCCAAUUUGAAACUUGAUUCGAACGCUCUAAUCGACAUCCAAUCAAAAGCAUUAUGUACAUUGCAAAAUCUGCAGUACUUAUUUUUGGAUAAUAAUCGAAUUAAAACCCUGUCUAAAGACAAUUUCGGUUGUUUAUCGAAUUUGAAGUAUUUGCGAAUUAGGCAUAAUGCCAUUUCGGUUAUUGAACCCAAUUCCUUAUGUGGUUUGCAGUCACUUACUCGUCUAAAUUUGAAAGGCAAUCGUUUGAAAGUGAUUAAAAAUGAUAGUUUGGAUUGUUUGAUAUCAUUAAUUGGCUUAUUUCUUGAAGCUAAUGCUAUCGAAGAAAUUGAGCCAAAUUCAUUCCGUAACUUGACCAAACUUCGUACACUUGAUCUUGCAAGAAAUCAGCUGAAAACAAUUGGUAUAUGGGCCUUCACUGGCUUAUCAUCAGUGCAACUUCUGUAA